CUGAGAUCCUCCCAAGGCAGGUGCCAAUAUAUAAGCAACACUUGCCCGCUUCCAAGACACCUCACUAAAAGCCCCCAAUCAGAGGACCUAAGACCAACAACCACUACGAUAGCGUUUCACAGUAGCAAAUCGCAGCUAUCACAAAUCUAUGAUGAACUCGUUCAAUAAAGUUCUAUCUCUUGAUGCCCUCCCACACUCUCACUUUCGGACCACAGAUACACCACUACGUUGCAAAACAGCUGUAGAAGCCCUCGCCAUGAAAUCUCGUCUUGAGCUCGAGGCCGAAGAGAAGGGUUUCGCCGAUGUAGAGGCAUAUCUAGCCGCGAAGGAGCCUUGCAAUCUCGCCACGCUCGACCUGCUUGGCUACACCACGACACUCCGCGGCAAGCAGCUCGACACCGCGGCCAGUCUCUUGUCGUACAACGUCGACAAUGACCCAUCGGUGCUCGAAACUAAUGAGAUGCUGACCUUUCGUCCCUUGUGGUUUAUGUUCUACGGCAUCCUCAGAGACAAGGACAUCUUGACAGGCGUGACUGGGGUGCCAGGACCACACGCAUUUCGCGAGGCUCGUGUUGAAGGUGUCGCGGUCGUCCAUCAGCAGGGCGUCGUACCUACCGCUGAUUUCAGGGAAGGGGGCGUUGUUAAGGGUUUGGUUUGGAAGUGUCCUACUCCUCGUGCGCUUGGGGCACUAUUGGAAUUAGAGGGUGGUUACAAGCUGGCCAGGGUCAAGAUCCUAAUAGAUGGGGGAGAGGUUUUAGAGGAUGGCAGGAUGUUCGUGGCUGGUGAUAGGAGUGAUGGAGACGUUCUAGAAAAUGACACGAUAUUCGUGGCUGAUGACAUGUGUAUUCUCUACAAUACUAGACAAAAAGAUAUUCACACUGUCCAUAUUCUUGUCUCUCCUCUGGUGUUCAUCCGGGAAAGGGUAGCACUACAUCGCUUUAAUGGUGAGCUAGAACACCUCUUCGUUGGGAACGAGAUGUCUUCUGAACUCUACUAUUACUCGAUUCAGGUUGUCUCCCCAUUUCACGUAGCCAAAAUUUACUUCCCAAACGCUUCAGAACUAUAUGGAAGUCCUUCGCGACGCAAGACGCUACACCAGUCGCUGAAAUACUUCUUCGUCUAG
This is a messenger RNA of Truncatella angustata, 1123 nucleotides long. RefSeq lists its product as uncharacterized. The transcript has 2 exons. The coding region runs from base 149 to 1123 and encodes 324 amino acids. The record is from RefSeq and is a predicted model, not a curated record. NCBI's taxonomy places the organism in Eukaryota, Fungi, Ascomycota, Sordariomycetes, Amphisphaeriales, Sporocadaceae.